Messenger RNA from Oppiella nova, 463 nucleotides. The record is from the annotation of a GenBank genome assembly. Lineage: Eukaryota; Metazoa; Arthropoda; Arachnida; Sarcoptiformes; Oppiidae.
GCACCGGCAAGAAGUGGAGGAAACGCCGACUAUUUAUGCGAUCGAUAUCCUAAUCGUAUUAUUUAAUAUUUAUUCAAUUUUAUGCGUUUUAUCGCAAUAUCAAGAUUACUGUGAAGGCCGGGGAACCGCUGAAUACAACUAUAGAAAUCCCAGAAGAAAUAAAUUAAAACAAAUGUUGUGCAAAUCUGAUUGGUGUAUAAUAUUAUUUCCAUUUUACACCCCCUCACUGACACCCUCGAUGGCCCCCUCGUUGUCGCCCUCAUUGAACGCCUUUCACGCAAAGGUCACGUAUUCGUCACAAAUCAAGUCGGACUCGGCCUGCAAGUGGCCUACCAUUGAGACCUCGGAGUCCAAGUGUCACCUCAUGAUACCCAGGAAUAGUCUCAACACCGAGAACUCCUGUGUCACUAGUAUUGAGGAUAUGAGUAAUACGAGCGCCCGGUCCUCGAUAACGACGGCAAAU